Cetraspora pellucida is the source of this 149-nucleotide messenger RNA. Lineage: Eukaryota; Fungi; Glomeromycota; Glomeromycetes; Diversisporales; Gigasporaceae. The record is from the annotation of a GenBank genome assembly.
AACACCCAUUAUCAGUAAAUACACCACCAAGCAAUCUACAAAAUGAAUUAGAAAAGUAUUUAAUAUUUCCAUUGGAAGAUAUAAUAAUUCGAAUUAGUAACGUGGUAGCAAGUAUAAAAAGAUUACCUACUUUAAGUCUAUACAAGUAG